Heterocephalus glaber (naked mole-rat) is the source of this 2956-nucleotide messenger RNA. Lineage: Eukaryota; Metazoa; Chordata; Mammalia; Rodentia; Bathyergidae. The record is from RefSeq and is a predicted model, not a curated record.
CCUGGACUUCAGUAUGUCUGAUUGUACAUCCGAUUGGCGCUACAGAAAGGUUCUAUCGGGAUCUGAUGGGAAUCUCUUUGAAGAUGCCUUUGGAUUCCAAGGUUGAGCUGAGUGUUGACAUAAGACAUAACAAUUCCUUCCAGUUACCUCUUAGGACAUAACAUGAAGACUAUCAGUGAAAACCAGAAGAUCUAUUGUGACAAUUAAGGACACUAAGACUAGGCAGCAGAGGACAAGAGGUACUGGGCUCGAUAAUUAUGGAUGAAACUGAUUUUUCAGAAGAUACAACUUAUAAGCAACAGGAGGAUCUGCCUUAUGAUGACACUGUCUCCCCAAUGAAGAUGUGUGAUGAUGGCAAUUUUACCUCAAAAAAUAAUAUUCCUGGUGUCUCAGAUCAAGUUAUUCUAACAGAAGAUGAUCCUCAUGAAAAGGCAGAGCAUAAUGAGAUUUGCCUAAAUACAGCGGUGGCCAUGACUUGGGAUAAAAUUACUGAAAAUGAUUUUCUUGUUGACAAAAAAGGUGAUCCAGAGAAACUAUGUUCCAUGAAUCUUUAUAUUCCAGCUAAUGAAGGAUAUACUUCGAAGUCAAAGAUUUCUGAUAUUUUGCUCCAUCAUCUUUCUAAAGAUCCAUUUCUAGGAGGUCAAGGCAUUGAUUGUGAAACUCUCCCAGAGAUCUCUCAUGCUGAUAGUACUGAUGAAGCAGCUAUUAUUACAAAUAUUUCUUCAUGUUAUGUAAAGAACUUUUGGUACCCAGAAUUCAAUGACCAACUCAACCCUAACAGGGAUGGUGGAAACAGCAGUAAGCCCAGUUGUUCUCCAAGUUCUUCUGAUGUAGAAGAGCAAGUGGCUGUUGGAAAUAGCAGCCAUCAAGAAAAUUCAAAUUUUCUAACAAAAAUCACAGGUCUGAGUGAUAAACAAAAAAGUUGCCAAGGGCAGGAACCCCAGAAACAGCUGACUAAAAAAGCAAGCUCAAGCAAUGUGUUCAAAUAUGGCCAAGGUCAAGUUCAUUACCAGCUCCCAGAUUUCUCUAAGGUUGCUCCCAAAGUGAAAAUCCCUAAAAAUAACCUAAUGAGUAAAUCACUUACAAUGGCUAAACAAGCCAGCUCCUCUCCUAAAUUGAGAAAUAAAUCAACAAUUGUGCAAGACAUUUUAGAAAACCUGUCUAGGUCAAAUUGUGUUGAAAAACAACAACCAGAGAAGAAAAGGAAAAUUACAGAUCCUUCACAACAAAUACAGAUGGAGUCUACAGUACACAUCCAUCAAGAACUUCUCACAGGAUUGGAAUCAGAGACAAGUCUCUUGAAGUUGACAUCAGCUUCUCCGAAAGAUCUUCCCUCAAGUUCUUCGUCCAUAUUUCAAAAAAUAUGCCAAGGGAAACAGAUGUGUCAGAAAUUAAAAGAACAGACUGAUCAACUGAAGACCAAGGUACAAGAAUUUUCCAAAAGAAUACAACAGGACUCUCUCUGCCAUUUGCAAGACAGAAAGCUGGAGGACCCCGGCGGCGGCGCGUCGGGAAGGCAGGAGCAUGCGGAGACGGUGGCACCGAGUCCAGGCUGUGCCUUCUGCCGCCGACUCCUGGAAUGGAAGCAAAAGAUGGAAAGAAAAGGUCUCAGAAGGAUCAACUGUGGCAGGUUUUCAAUUGUCAUUCAUGAAAAGGCACUGCACCAAGAUUCAACUCUCGGACCCGGCUUCUCUGAUUCCAGCAGCGGACUGCAGCCUAAUAAAUGUGAGCAUUGUGGCACUGAGAGUCAGAACUCCCGAAGAGUCUGCGGUAAAGACCCACGGGAAGAAUUUCAUUAUAAAUACAACACCCCAGGACAGUAUUACUUAAAUCAUAGCAGAAGGGGUACCUUUGUCCAGUUCUACUCUUUAGAUGAAAAUAAAAAUUCUGCACCUCCUUGUUCAAAACCAAAACAGCUAUGUUCCCAGAGAGUGAAUUCACAAUCCUCUCAAGAUAAAUGUGAGCCUGCACUAGGAAAAAGAAAUCUAAAGACUUUUAUGACCUGCAGCGCAGAUCCUGCAAUCCUCCCUCCCCAUUUCCAGUCCUGCAAGAUUUCUGGAAGCAAAUCCUUGUGUGACUUCAAUAGCAUUGAAAAAACAGAAUCUAAGAUUUUAAACUCGGCCUUGGAUCAUGCCCUAAAGACAGCAACCAUUUUGAAAGACACUACUGAUCAAAUGAUAAAAGCAAUUGCAGAAGACCUUGCCAAAGCACAGAGAUGGAGGAAUUGACUGAAAUACUAGUUUGUCCUAAGGCAACCAAGGUUAAAAAGAAAAAAAUAUAUGAAGAAAACUUGACCAACACAAAAGUAUUUCACUUGUUACACAAUUUGAAAGAUGUCUUUUCAGAGGAAAUACUAAAACCAUAAAAGGGUAACACAAAGUAUUUAAAUGGAAAAAAAAGGAUUUGAUUCUUAAAACCAAAAGAAACCAAACCAAAACAAUAAAGUUUACUUUUACCUAUUACUCUGGGGAAAAUUAAAGAACUACUCCCAUACAUUAUUGGUGAAGUAUAAAUCGAUGGAAACUUUUUGGAAGAAAAUUUGUUAACAGAGAUGUUCUUUGGCUUGAGAUUUAUAUCCCAAUGAACCCAUAGUAAGUCGAAAAUACUUUAAGUUGAAAAUUCAUUGAAUAAACCUAACCUACUUCACAUCAUUGCUCAGCAAAACACUUAAGUGUCUGUUUCCUGUGUGACUUCAUGGCUGUGGGAGCUGUGGGUGGCUGCCAGUGCCCAGCAUCAGACGAGUAUUAUCUUCUGACCAGUGAAUCCACCACUAGGAAUUCACAGAUGACUUAGUAUUCCACUACAUGUAGAAGAAGGGUCACUGUAACACUGAUAGUAAUACCCUCAAGGGAAACUAAUCUUAAAUACCCAGUAUAAGGAUUAGUAAAUAAUACUCUGCAACCAGUGAUAAGAAUGAGGCAGAUUAUCUAUAAGACAUUGAAUACAAAAAUACCUA